UUUGCCCUCCUCUGCUGUCCGACGAGUCACGCCAUUGGUGCGUGAGUGAUGGGGGAAGUGCUGCUUCUCCAAAGUUAGCCACCUUCGCUCUGUACGAGCCGAAGUCAAGAAAGAGUGAGAAAGAGUGGGGUUUAAGGACUUAUGAGUGGCAUCCGGGGGAAAAAAAGUCGAGUUUAUUUCGGCCGUCCCGCUGAGUCAUGGAGUUUGGUGAGGAAUCGUCACCAGCUCGGGCUUUCGAGAAGGACGCUUUCGAGCUCACUGUGGAAGAUGUGUAUGAUAUCUCGUACGUAAUCGGAAGAGAUCUGUUAAAAAUCAGCAGCACUGGCGAAGAAGUGUCAGACCUACAGUUUAGGAUAGUCCGUGUGUUGGAAAUGUUUGAGACUUUGGUCAACAAGUACAACUUGUCUCUGGAGGAGCUGAAAAUGGAGCGGGACAACCUCAAGAGCGAACUGGAUAGGAUCAUCAAGGAGGGCUCCUCCAGGCCUGGCGCGCAGACUUCGGGACCGAACCAGCUGGUGGUGGACCUGACAGACCCCAACAGACCCCGAUUCACUAUGCAGGAGCUGAAGGAGGUGCUGCAAGAGAGGAACCAGCUGAAGGCUCAGCUCAUGGUGGCCCAGGAGGAGCUUCAGCUGUACAAGAGUGGGAUCCUGCCACAAGCUGAACCAGCCAUGGUGGAGGUGUCUCCAUCUCCACCAUGGCAGGUGGAGACACCUGCAGCUACAGAGCACAGACCAGCCAUGAUAAACGACACGAAAGAAGAGAAGACGACCAUAGGCAAACUGUUUUCAUUCAGGCGAAAAUGAGAAGAAAAGCUUUCACGGAGAACUGACCAUGUAGGAGACAAACAGGAUUUGUCGGCAAAAUUAAACUCCUUUUGUACUUU
Pundamilia nyererei is the source of this 886-nucleotide messenger RNA. RefSeq names its product Rab interacting lysosomal protein-like 2 (gene rilpl2). Gene Ontology annotation, biological process: cilium assembly. The record is from RefSeq and is a predicted model, not a curated record. Gene Ontology annotation, molecular function: small GTPase binding; protein dimerization activity; dynein light intermediate chain binding. The coding region runs from base 198 to 806 and encodes 202 amino acids. Lineage: Eukaryota; Metazoa; Chordata; Actinopteri; Cichliformes; Cichlidae. Gene Ontology annotation, cellular component: ciliary basal body; cytoplasm. The transcript has 4 exons.